Messenger RNA from Entrophospora sp. SA101, 1101 nucleotides. The record is from the annotation of a GenBank genome assembly. Lineage: Eukaryota; Fungi; Glomeromycota; Glomeromycetes; Entrophosporales; Entrophosporaceae.
AUGGAGUAUGUAGAAGCAAAAACAUUGUUCAUGAUCAAAGAUGAUUUGAACAUUGAAUACAAAAAAAAAGUUUUCAAAGAUAUUGCAGAGGCAAAAAGGUUACUGCACAAAAAUCAAUUGGUAUUUGGUGAUCUAAGAUCAACAAACAUUCUUGUAACUGACAUGGAAUCUUCAUCUCCUCAGGGGAUGUUGGUAGAUUUUGACUGGGGUGGAAAAGAAGGUGAAGCAUGGUAUCCAACUCUCCAGAAUACAAGAGAUAUUAUAUGGCCCAUAGGUGUGGGGCCUGACGAAUAUUUAAUGAUGGAGCAUGAUAAUGUUCUCUAUUCAUGGUUGGAGGUUGAAUAUGGAUCAUGUGAAUUGAAGGAUGUGUUGCAACCUGAACAAUAUGGCAAAAAAUGUGGUUUUCCUGUUGUUGAUUAUGCUGGAAUAAAUAGUAUGAAGAAAAAAAACAUUUUAUCAGAUCUUGUUAAAUCAUUCUGUGACUUGAAUAAUUUUAAAUUGCCAAGUGACCCAAAAGUUCUAGAAACUAUUCUUCUCCAACCAUUUUGUAUAAAGAUCCCUAUUGAAUCUGAAGUAUAUGAGCAAUGGAAAAGGGAAAUAAUUGACAUCAAUAUUGAUGAUUAUUUUGUUAAUGGUGAUCUAUCAGGUUCUACAGCAGCUGAAUUUAGUGCAGAGUGUGUACAUGCUCUUUCUAGAAGAAUGGAAGGUUCAGAAUUUCGUCUUAUCAGCAAAUUUGAUAAUAUUGUUAUCAAUAUUUGGGAAACUUUAAAGACAUAUCAAUCUUUAGCUAUUGACAUUAACCGAAAUGUUAAAGAUCCAUCAGGGAUUACAAUUGAUUCUUUACAACCAGAUGUACUUGUAUGGGUUCAAGAUGCAUUGGUUUUCAAAGCAGAAAAAAAGAAGGAUGGUAAUUUUAGUGUAGUAAUGGAGGAAUUAAGGGAUAAAAUGAAGGAUUGGAAUUUGGUAUCAUGUGGAAAUCUUCCUUAUAUUCUCUCAUAUGGUGCAGUAAAGGAAAAUCUUCAAUUCUUUGCCAUUACUAAAGAUUCCAAUUUGAUGUCAAUUUCACCUCGCUAUAAUAUUUCUACAUUUGCUGGUGGUUAA